GCGGCGGGAGGGAUGGAGCGGGGCGGGGGGAUGCGGGGCGGCGCGGAGACGGCCGCGGCGCUGCAGAGCGGCUGGGGCGGCGGCGCGGCUCCCGGCGCUCCCCCCGGCGCCCGCCCCGACCCGGUGAGGGCCCGGCCGCGAGGCCCCGGAGCCAUGGGCUGCAUCGGCUCCCGGACCGUGGGGAACGAAGUGAUUGCGGUGGACUGGAAGGGACUGAAGGAUGUGGAGCAGAUCAACAUGGAUAGCACCAGUUCCCUGCAUGGCAGCAGCCUGCACCGGACGUCCACCGAGCAAACCAGAACCGACUUCUCCUGGGAUGGUAUCAAUCUCUCCAUGGAGGACACCACUUCCAUUCUCCCGAAGCUCAAGCGCAACUCAAAUGCCUACGGCAUAGGGGCCCUGGCCAAGUCUUCAUUCUCAGGGAUUUCGCGAAGCAUGAAGGACCACGUGACAAAGCCCACGGCUAUGGGCCAAGGCCGGGUGGCCCACAUGAUCGAGUGGCAGGGCUGGGGCAAGGCACCGGCUAUCCAGCCGCAGCACAGCCACGAAGCCGUGCGCCGGGACACCGACGCCUACUCCGACCUCAGCGACGGCGAGAAGGAGGCGCGCUUCCUCGCAGGCGUCAUGGAGCAAUUUGCCAUCUCCGAGGCCACCCUCAUGGCCUGGUCAUCCAUGGACGGUGAGGACCUGAGUGUCAAUUCCGCCCAGGAGCCUCUGGGUUGCAACUACAGUGACAACUACCAGGAGCUGCUGGAGAGUCAGGAGGCCCUCGCUCAAGGUCCCCUGGAUGGAUGGCCGCACUCCUACGUGUCCCAGGGCAUGUACUGCCUGGGGUCGUCAGACGCCUGGGAAGCCAGUGACCAGUCCCUCAUUGCCUCUCCAGCCACUGGGUCCUACCUUGGUCCUGCCUUUGACGACUCCCAACCCAGCUUGCACGAGAUGGCGCCUUCCCAACCGCCUCUGGGAUACUCGACUCAGGAGCCCCCACCUUUCCUUGGGGGGGACACUGACUGGGUGCCGGGGGUGGGCGCGGUGGACCUGGCAAGGGGCCAGGAUGAGGAAGAGAAGAGGCCGCUGGCGCCCGAGGAGGAGGAGGACGCGGGGUGCCGGGACCUGGAGUCGCUCUCGCCCCGAGAAGAGCCCGAGGUUUCCACGGCACUUAGCCGGAAGGUGUCCGACGUCACGUCCUCAGGGGUGCAGUCCUUCGACGAGGAGGAAGGCGAGGCCAACAACUGAGGCCACCCCAGCCUCUUUCCACAGAGGGGAGUGAGCCCUGGC
This is a messenger RNA of Sorex fumeus (smoky shrew), 1278 nucleotides long. It is a transcript of the gene FAM131B, whose product is annotated as family with sequence similarity 131 member B. The record is from RefSeq and is a predicted model, not a curated record. The coding region runs from base 13 to 1236 and encodes 407 amino acids. NCBI's taxonomy places the organism in Eukaryota, Metazoa, Chordata, Mammalia, Eulipotyphla, Soricidae. The transcript is spliced from 7 exons.